Molecule: messenger RNA, 348 nt
Organism: Cylicostephanus goldi
Lineage: Eukaryota; Metazoa; Nematoda; Chromadorea; Rhabditida; Strongylidae
Source: the annotation of a GenBank genome assembly
AUGUCUGAAAUUGUUGUCUCCAAAUUUGGCGGUACCAGCGUAGCUGAUUUUGACGCCAUGAACCGCAGCGCUGAUAUUGUGCUUUCUGAUGCCAACGUGCGUUUAGUAGUCCUCUCGGCUUCUGCUGGUAUCACUAAUCUGCUGGUCGCUUUAGCGGAAGGGCUGGAACCUGGCGAGCGAUUCGAAAAACUCGACGCUAUUCGCAACAUCCAGUUUGCCAUUCUGGAACGUCUGCGUUACCCGAACGUUAUCCGUGAAGAGAUUGAACGUCUGCUGGAGAACAUUACUGUUCUGGCAGAAGCGGCGGCGCUGGCAACGUCUCCGGCGCUGACAGAUGAGCUGGUCAGC